Amborella trichopoda is the source of this 1456-nucleotide messenger RNA. Its product is annotated as NAD-dependent protein deacetylase HST1-like protein. Gene Ontology annotation, biological process: morphogenesis of a branching structure. The record is from RefSeq and is a predicted model, not a curated record. NCBI's taxonomy places the organism in Eukaryota, Viridiplantae, Streptophyta, Magnoliopsida, Amborellales, Amborellaceae.
CUCUCUUCAAGGCCUCACAGAAUCCUAUGAGCCUUGCAGCAUGAGGGGAACAUGAUAUUGCAUCUAGUCCAACACAAGGACAAAGAAAACCAACCAUUAUCUUUCUCUUUCUCUUAGACUCUAGCUAAGCACCUGCAAGGAUCUAACAAGAGAGUCCACAUCCAAAGACUGGAAAGCUUCCAGUCAUGGAACAAAAGGGCCCCCCUUUCAGAAGCCAACCUCUUAAGGUCCCACCAUGGCCUCUCGGAGUUUCAAAGGGAUCCAUGAUAAGCUAGCCCCGAGUGACCAGACCCCUCAUUAUUGCACUUAUUGGUUUCUGGUUUCGACCCUCUGCAAAUUCCCAAUUCAUUUCUAAGAGGUUCAAGAAAGAAUGAAGGUGAGAUGCUUCAAUGUGCAUGGUAUCUUCAAUUGGGUUCAUUGGAAAUUUCGUCAGAAUAUGGAUCGCGGUGUCGUCGAGGAUACAAAAGGAGAGCCUGAGGGAGAUAAGGAGCAGUUAUUAUCAGAGGAGAGGAGCUUAGUAGAAGUCCUCAAUGGGUGGCACCAUGGCAUACUAACUAUCGGCACUUUUGGCCUCGAUCCUGUGAACCAGUUGGAGCCAGAGUUUGAGCCACAAGACCCAAACUCCGAACUUGGAGAUGUUAUAGUUGUCGAACCAAGUGAAGGAAUUGCAGAGGUGUUGGAUUUGAACAGUAAGAUUGUUAUGAAGGGAGAGGCUGAGGACACUUUUGAAGCCGAGAAGUCUAUGGGGUCCCCUGAAACUGAAAUUGUAGGCCUGGAGAGAGAAGAUGGGCAGGCAAAGGUAAAGGAGGGGAGAGAGAGGACGACCUUAGCUGAUCUGUUCUCUUGGGAUGACCAGGUAAGAGGUGGUGGACAAGGGAGUAAGGAGGAGAGUGCAGGAGAGGUGCAUACUGGUAAGAAGAAAGGGGGUAGUCGUGCUAAGCAUGGCUUGUCGUUUGCUAAGAAGCUCAUCAAGUGGAAGGGAGAGGAAUCCGGUCGAUGCACUAAAUUACACAAACUCAUUUCAAGGGCACUCAAGAAGAAAAUACAUCCUGAGCUUGAGACCUGCGUGGAAGUUAGAGAGAUGAAGAUUUCUUCGAAUGAGGCAAACAUGGCGAUGCAUGAGAAUGGCUUAGAUGAUGAAAGCAAUGAGGCUAAGUCCUUGCUCAAUGGCGACCCCCAUUAUGAGGUCCAGUCGCUCUACGCAUCUGUGCCCUCUGUCAUGGUCAUGGCAUAAUGAUCAAUGCUAGUUUCAUGUUAGCUAGCAGAUGAAGUACUAGGAUUAUGAUAUCAGUAAUCAAUAAUUUAGCCUCUCUCUCUCUCUUUCUCUCUCUAUCUCUCUUUGUGUGGGUUUGCAGAUGUGUUAUUCCUAGCUUGUUUCAUUCUUGUAGGAUUUUUGCAUUUCAUGACAGUUUGUAGGAAAGAUGAUAAUAUUGAUUUUGGUGUGUUGUGUGUUUAA